AUGUCGGACAAACACGACACGACACGACACGCGACACCAUAUGGUAGCACCCGGAUUCUUUGCUGUGAGGAAUUCGAGAGGGAGGUCUUAAGAACAGACAACGACUACAUUCAACCUCAACUUGUAGCUGCAAUUGUCCAAAACGCCAAUAUACUUUGCACAAGGCCGCUGUUCAAUCAGAAGGACACCUGGAAAGCUAGAAAGAUCACGUUUGUCACCAAUGUCACUCUAAUUUCAACUCCAACUUCUUUUUCCUUGUCCAUCAUCAAAAAAUUCACUUUUAUUGCAUAG
Molecule: messenger RNA, 291 nt
Organism: Lodderomyces beijingensis
Lineage: Eukaryota; Fungi; Ascomycota; Pichiomycetes; Serinales; Debaryomycetaceae
Source: the annotation of a GenBank genome assembly